Molecule: messenger RNA, 2353 nt
Organism: Strongylocentrotus purpuratus (purple sea urchin)
Lineage: Eukaryota; Metazoa; Echinodermata; Echinoidea; Camarodonta; Strongylocentrotidae
Exons: 1
Coding region: 194-2347 (717 amino acids)
Biological process (GO): synapse organization
Cellular component (GO): neuron projection membrane
Source: RefSeq, a predicted model, not a curated record
CACACCGUAGCGCUCGUCAUUCGAGCACAAGGACAUCACUCGGGGCAGACGUGUGCAAGCUAGAGGCAAGAGAACAUGACACAUACCUGUUUUCACUGAUCAGAAACGUGGACUCGUGCUUUUGUACUUCACUUUCAAUCUGUUGUGCCUUAUUGAAGUGUUCCUGAACGGGAAAUAUAAAUAUUUUGCAAACAUGUCUCAAAAGUGCGGUUUGAUUGUAGUCCUUUGUACUUUGGUGAGUGGUGUUUUGACUCAGCAUUAUGGUUAUAACCAGGAACUACCCCUUUUCACAAAGGAACCUUUAAAUGUUACUGCUUUUCUCGGGGAGUCGGCUCUUCUGACCUGUUCGGUGUCCCAUCUCGGCGGCAACCAAGCCGUAGCAUGGAUGAAGCUAAAUCCAACGUCGUCUUUCCUGACAAGUGGGACGCAGUCGUUCUCAUCGGAGGAAGGCAAGCUGGUGGUCGUCGGCGAACAGACCGAAGGCAAUCUCCAGUACGACCUCCUCGUCACAAACAUAACGGAGGCUGAUGCCGGCGAUUACAUCUGCACGGUGGUCGAAUUCGGGGAGCUGAACUAUCGACGCUGGCGUCGAUCUCAGGUGGCUACAGUGACUGUCAUCACGCCGAUGCCGCGGCCGGCUUUAAGGUGUAUUGGAGACCCGAAUCCUGGACACCUACACGCCGGGGUCCACUUUCGGCUGGGAUGUAAGCUCGAUGGUGCAGGACAUUCCAAUUCCAAGAUCAGCAUGAACUGGACAAAGAAUGGAAACAUGGUGGUGUCCAGGACAAGAUUCGAAGGUAUCCAAUUCGGGACUGGGAAGUAUUUCCCGGAGCUGAUGCACCUGUUCCAGGUGUCCAUCCAUGAUAAAGGGGCAGUGUUUGAAUGCUCAGUGGAGUAUGAUCAUCAUAACGGUACGGACUGGGGAACCUUUCGCGAUUCCUGCACCAUUGACCCGCUCCACGUCAAACCGUACUCUAAUCUCAUCCUCCGCAAGCGAUCAAUGUCUACAGUGGAUGAAGGACAGGAGGUACGGUUCCAUUGUCCUGCCAAAGGGCCCAAGACAGCAGAGCCACGACUUCAGGCUUUUACUUGGAAUAUUGUCCCCACCAUUGCCCCAUCUCGAUUCCGUCUCUCACACCAUGGAGAUGAACUAAUCAUCCACCGUGUCAUCUCCGAAGACAACGGUCUCAAGGUAUCGUGUUUUAUUCCACCUCUCUCGCUGGCCACUCCCAAACGAGAACUGUACCUCAAAGUAAGAUCCGUCGAUUCUUCUAUUCUCUGGGAACCACGUCAACCAGCUAUAGUCAUCCCGUUUGGACCGGAAUCAAUGACGAAUUCUAGCGAUUCAAUUAAUUCAACAAAUUCACCUGUGACAAAAUUUGAUAGUGGUAACGCAACAACAGACUCACCUGCCACGGUGACGCCCAUUGCAGAGUUUAACAAUAGUCUUACAAUGGAUUCGGGUAACAACCAGAACUUUUCAAAUGGAGCAUAUGAUACAGGGUAUUCUGACGCUACAAAUGGGACGGGUCUAGAACAAGGUAACAAUGCUAAUGGAAAUGAAACGAUGGUGACACAAAAUGGUUUAUCAGUUGGAAACCUGACUAUUGCAUUUCAGCUGAUACCACCAUCAUCCAUGGCGGACGCAGCAAACAUUAUGGCUGAAAUGACGUCAUCAUCAUCAUCAUCAUCAUCGUCCUCAUCAUCAUCUUCAUCAUCGUCUGGUUUGGCUGACGAAGGCGACACGACGAUAAUGGAUGGCGGUGAUCCUUUCCUAGACCAUCCUAACCUGGACUACACCUACGAUCCCGAUCCUGUCAGUCAAAACAUCAAUCGGACAAUCAUUCCACCAAGCGAUCUCACAUCAUCAGACUUCAUCUUCAUCUUCGUGAUGAUUGCCGAGGUUCUCCUCACCAUUCUCCUCGUCGUGCUCCUCCUCGUCACCGGUCCCGUAUGUUUCGCCUCGAAACGAAACAAGGAUAUGGAGCACACGAACGACACCGACAUUGAGAAAUCAGCCACGCCGUUCCCAGUCAUAAUCGCACCAUCGACUAUAACAUCCUCCAAGAUAGCAAGACCCACGAACGACAUAGUGAAAUCGUCUUCGGUGAUUUCAUUAUCGGGUGAUGAAGUCAAACCUACGAACAAAGAGAUUCCAACUGUCGACAUUACUCUGUCGUUUGAAAUGAAGCAGAAGUCGAAUGACGUCGUGAAAGAUUCGAGGAGCGACAGAAGCGAUGUUUCUACGGUGUCGGGAUCGGUUAAGGAUGAACAGGGAAGCGAUGCCAGCACUGUGGAAUUCAAGACCUUUGGAUAUCCACGAAGUGAUAAUUCAUCCGAUGCAUGAUAAAUU